This is a messenger RNA of Malassezia japonica, 2040 nucleotides long. RefSeq lists its product as uncharacterized. Gene Ontology annotation, cellular component: membrane. Gene Ontology annotation, molecular function: monoatomic cation transmembrane transporter activity. Bases 1 to 2040 code for a protein of 679 amino acids. NCBI's taxonomy places the organism in Eukaryota, Fungi, Basidiomycota, Malasseziomycetes, Malasseziales, Malasseziaceae. The record is from RefSeq and is a predicted model, not a curated record. The transcript is spliced from 2 exons. Gene Ontology annotation, biological process: transmembrane transport; intracellular calcium ion homeostasis; monoatomic cation transport.
AUGGAGAACUGCCCGGCGGUGCCGGAGGGCGUGCUGGGCGCUUUGGCGUGCCAGCAUAUCCUCCAGGAAUGUACAAAUUCUGCAUCGUAUCCCUACCUCCAACUGUAUUACUGCCUCGGGGUGCAAACCUUGCCUGCCGAGGUGGAGUGGCUGCGCGCGGCGCUGGGCAUGUCCCUGGUGCUCGGUGCGCUGCUGCUCGUCUUUAGUGCGCUGGGCCUCGUGGCCGGCGACUUUUUCUGCCCGAAUCUCUCGUCGCUCGGCGCGGAGCUGGGCUUGAGCGAUAGCACGGUCGGCGUGACGCUGCUUGCGUUUGGCAACGGAUUUCCGGAUGUGGUGUCGACGUUCCGUGCGAUGCAAAAGAACGCAGGUGCCAUGGCGCUCGGCGAGCUCAUGGGAGCGGCUGUGUUCACAGUGUCUAUGGUAUGCGGCUCGAUCAUGGUGUUUUACUCGUUCCGCGUGCAUCCGUACGUGCUGCUGCGCGACGUCGGCGUAUUUGCCAUCGCGCUCACCUCGAUGCUGUACUUCUUGCAGGACGGCAAAAUGGGCGUGAAAGAGGGCCUCGCCAUGGUUGCGCUCUAUCUCGCAUUUGUUUUUCUUGUAUUCUUUGGCGAUCUGUACGUCGACCCCGAGCUGGGGGCCGAGGCGGCGGACGCCGAGCGCAUUGCCGAGCAGUCGCCGCUGCUGGGCGAGCCGAUGCUGCAUGUGGACCAUACGCAGCCUACGUCCUUGUCGCGUCUGCCUGUCGUUUCGACGUACGAGGUGCGCCGCCUCACACGGCUCCUGGACGAAAAUUCGGGGCGCUUUCUCGACAGCCCCCGCCGCGCGAGCCAGACGCGGCAUGCCUCGCUGCCCAUCUACACGUCGGGCGAGACGCUCGGGGACGACAUGGUGCGCACUUAUUCGAACGGCGCAAUCGAAGCACGGCGCCCGCCGACGCAGCUCGUGGGGCGGCGUGCCGUGUCGCCCGAGCCCGCGCGCCGCGUCGCGUCGCCGGUCCCGUUGCCGCGCAGCGCAUCCCCCCAGCCGAUGGACGAGGAGCCGGUCGUGCCGCAUAUCCGCAUCCAGCGGCCGUCGGUCGACCUCGGCCGCCCCCCCAUACUGUGGCAUCGCGUGUGGAUCAUUGCGCUCUUUCCCUCGCUCGUGUGCUGGGAGCACCGUACGCUGCUGCAGCGCGUCGUCGGCGUGCUGAGUGCGCCCGCGCUCCUGGUCCUGCGCAUCACCGUGCCGCUAAUGAGCCGCGAAGAGUUUGUGCUGCACAAAGCGCUGAGCCGGCUGCUUGCGUCGCCCCUCGCGCCCGACGCGUCGCCGACGCCGAGCGAAUGUGCGGCGUGUGACGAGCUGGGCGAGACGAGCCCCGCGCAGCUCGCAGACCCCGACUACAUUGUACAGACAGCCGAGCGUACCGAGGCCGACCGUGUGCUAAUGGCCCUGCAGUGCGCUCUGUGCCCCGCGUUUGCGCUGUGGGUCCUUGCGUGGCCUGCGCACGACGGCGUGCGCCACGCGCUCAUGGCCGCGUCGUUGCUGCUUGGCGGCGCAUUUGGCUGGGCGCUGGCGGCGCGUCUGCGCAAAAAUCCGCAGUGCCACAGCCCGCUGGAGCUGCAGCGGUACGCGCUGCUGCGCAGCAGCGUCGGGUUCCUCGCCGGCCUUUUGUGGAUCAUUGUGAGUGUCGACGAAGUUCUUGCGGUGCUCCAUGCGCUCGGCUACAUCUACGGCUGGAGCGAAGCGAUCCUUGGCCUGACGCUCUUUGCGAUGGGCAACUCGCUCGGCGACGUGGUGACGAAUUUGACGAUUGCGCACCUCGGUCACCCCCUCAUGGCUCUGUCGGCAUGCUUUGCGAGCCCCCUCACCAAUCUGUUGCUCGGCAUGGGCGCGUCAGCGACGUGGAUGCAGCUGACGCACCCGUCGCACGGCCCCUACUACUUCCCCCACAGCGCGACACUGCAGCUGAGCAGCCGCGUGCUGCUCGGGAUGCUUCUGUCGAUGCUCGUCGUGAUUCCCCUGAACGGUUUCCGGCAUCAAUGUAUAUCUGGAAACACAUAG